Molecule: messenger RNA, 4111 nt
Organism: Gastrolobium bilobum
Lineage: Eukaryota; Viridiplantae; Streptophyta; Magnoliopsida; Fabales; Fabaceae
Product: C2 and GRAM domain-containing protein At1g03370-like
Exons: 9
Coding region: 523-3594 (1023 amino acids)
Source: RefSeq, a predicted model, not a curated record
UAUUGAUUGAGCCCAAUUCCGCGUGUCUCUCUCUCUUUCCAAUUUUGAUAUUCAAUUUUUUCCAUUAUUAAAUAUUCUUUUUUUAUUUCCAACCAUCCAAAUAAUCUGGGUCUUGUUAGGGUUUGAUUCUCCGAGUGUCCGCUCUUAAAAUUCCUUAUUUUUUUUUGUCACGUUUCGGUUUUCUCCAUUUGUGUAAAACAUCGGUGAUGAAUUUGUAACAAAAAUUAAUAUUAAAAUGACCUUUUUUAAAUUUUCUGGCAGAAUCAAUAUUUAUUUAUUUAUUUAUACAUACUUGUUCUUCUGUCUGAUUCCUGGGAUGGUUUUUCUUCUUCCAAAAUGAUGCGUUUGAGCUGUGUCGAUCAAUUUGGUUCUGGAUUUCGCGCAUUCAAUCGUUUCUGUUUUUUAAUUUUUUAUAAUAAAUAAUUUUCUCCUUCUGCAUUGCCCUUUCUGAAAGAUCUUUCUGGGCUGCCCUGUUUUUAAAAAAAGUUGACAUUUUUGGGUAUAGAUUAUAGUUAUUAUAUAAUGAAGCUCGUGGUUCGUGUGAUUGAGGCAAAAAACUUGGUAGCCACGGAUCCCAAUGGGUCAAGUGAUCUGUACGUGCGGUUAAAGAUGGGAAAGCAGAGAUUCAGGACCAAGGUGAUCAAGAAGAGUUUGGAACCUAAGUGGGAUCAACAGUUUACUUUUUGGGUUGACGACCUUAAAGAAAAGCUUGUUAUCUCUGUCAUAGAUGAUGAUAAGUUCUUUAAUCAUGACUUGGUGGGAAAGCUUAAAGUGCCUGUCUCACAUGUUUUUGAUGAGGAAAUUAAAUCCCUUGGCAAUGCUUGGUAUUCUUUGAGACCCAAAAACAAGAAGUCCAAGAACAAGGAAUGUGGUGAGAUUCUUUUGAGUAUAUCUCUUUUCCAAAAUAAUGCUUCCGUGGAGUCAAAUGGUAUUGGUGAUCAGUUAUUAUGUCCAAGAAAAUGUUCCGAUGCAACUACUGAUUCUCUUUCAAGAUCUUCCACUGGCCGUUCAAAUUCAUCUUCUCCAGUAAGGGAAGAAAUUAUGUGUUCAAAGGAUGAGAAAUCUUGUCCACAAAAAACACUUGCUGGCCGACUUGCUCAAAUUUUUAAUAAAGGUCCUGAUAUGUCUUCAAUUUCACCCGGUAGAAGCAUUGAUUUGGACCAAUCUGAAACAAAUAAAACUGAAGUUGGUGAGAUCAAGACUGAGGAUCAGUCCUCUAAUGACUCUCUUGAAGAAGUUAUGAGAAAAAUGCAGUCUGCAGAUCAAGGAAGUGAAAUUCCUAGCAAUUUACCUGGAGGGGUGCUUAUAGAUCAAUUAUAUAUUAUUGCACCAGAAGACUUGAACAUAUUACUAUUUUCACCCGAUUCUAAUUUUCCCAAGUCAUUGGCAGAUGUACAGGGGACCACAGAACUUCAAAUAGGUCCUUGGAAGUUAGAAAAUGGUGGGGAGAGCUGUAAAAGAUCACUUACUUACAUAAAGGCUGCCUCUAAAUUAAUUAGGGCUGUCAAAGGCUAUGAGGAACAGACAUAUUUAAAAGCUGAUGGGAAGAACUUUGCUGUUCUGGCCAGUGUCAGCACUCCAGAUGUUAUGUAUGGCAGCACCUUUAGGGCCGAAUUACUUUAUGUGAUCACACCUGGACCAGAGUUGCCAUCAGGAGAACAGUGUUCACGUCUGGUGAUAUCAUGGCGAAUGAAUUUCUUACAGAGCACAAUGAUGAAGGGAGUGAUAGAAAAUGGAGCUCGGCAAGGUAUGAAAGAAAGCUUUGAUCAGUAUGCCAUUUUGUUAUCUCAGACUAUUAAGCAUGUUGAGUCAAAGGACCUUGGUUCCAGCAAGGAACAAGCUUUGGCAUCGUUACAGGCGGCAGAGCCCCAGUCAGAUUGGAAGCUGGCAGUGCAGUAUUUUGCUAACUUCACGGUCAUCUCAACAUUCUUAAUGGGGUUGUACGUGCUUGUUCAUAUUUGGCUGGCUGCUCCUGGCACGAUUCAAGGACUUGAGUUUGUUGGACUGGACUUGCCAGAUUCAAUUGGUGAAUUUGUUGUUUGUGGAGUCUUGGUUCUUCAAGGUGAACGAGUGCUGGGUUUAAUCUCACGCUUCAUGCAGGCCAGAGCACAUAAGGGUAGUGAUCAUGGAAUUAAAGCACAAGGAGAUGGAUGGCUGCUAACAGUGGCCUUAAUUGAAGGAAGCAAUUUAGCUGCUGUUGAUUCUAGUGGGUUCUGUGAUCCAUAUGUGGUGUUCACUUGCAAUGGGAAAACAAGAACCAGCUCAAUCAAGUUCAAGAAAUCUGAUCCUUUAUGGAAUGAAAUAUUUGAAUUUGAUGCAAUGGAUGACCCUCCUUCUGUGCUGGAUGUGGAAGUUUAUGAUUUUGAUGGACCCUUUGAUGAAGUUGCAUCUCUAGGACGUGCUGAAAUCAAUUUCCUGAAAACUAACAUCUCAGAUCUUGCUGAUAUAUGGGUUUCUCUUGAAGGAAAGUUGGCUCUGGCAUGUCAGUCUAAGUUGCACUUAAGAAUUUUCUUGGAUAACACUAGAGGUGGGAAUGUUGUAAAACACUAUAUAAGUAAAAUGGAGAAAGAGGUGGGGAAGAAGAUUAAUCUGCGGUCUCCUCAAACAAAUUCAGCCUUUCAGAAACUCUUUGGUCUUCCACCUGAGGAAUUUCUCAUCAAUGACUUCACCUGUCAUUUGAAAAGAAAAAUGCCCCUGCAGGGCCGGCUAUUUGUUUCGGCAAGAAUACUUGGAUUUCAUGCGAAUUUGUUUGGACACAAGACAAAAUUCUUUUUGCUUUGGGAGGACAUUGAAGACAUUCAGGUCAUUCCUCCUACAUUUUCAUCAAUGGGCAGUCCGAUAGUUGUCAUAACUCUUCGGCAGGGAAGAGGUGUGGAUGCAAGGCAUGGUGCAAAAACACAAGAUGAACAAGGCAGACUGAAGUACAAUUUCCAGUCCUUUGUGUCUUUCAAUGUUGCACACAGGACCAUCAUGGCUCUCUGGAAAGCCAGAUCCUUGAGUCCUGAACAGAAGGUCAAGUUAGUUGAAGAAGACUGUGAUACCAAAAGCCUUACCAGUGAAGAGAGUGGGUCAUUCCUUGCCCUUGAUGAAGUUAGCAUGUCUGAGGUUUAUUCUUGUGUUCUUCCUGUUCCCGCCAGUUUCUGGAUGGAGCUAUUCAGUGGGGGUGAGUUGGACCGCAGGGUCAUGGAAAAUUCUGGUUGUGUUGAUUAUUCUUAUACCCCUUGGGUAUCUGAGAAUAGCAAUGUCUAUGAGAGGGCAGUAUAUUACAAAUUUGAGAAACGUAUUUCACGUUAUAGAGUUGAAGUGACAAGUACUCAGCAAAGAACUCUUUUGGAUGGUAAGGGCUGGCGUUUGGAAGAGGUUAUGAACUUCCAUGGAGUUCCUCUUGGUGAUUAUUUCAAUCUGCGCCUUUGCUAUCAUAUUGAUGAUUUACCCCCGAAAGCAAAGGGAUGUAAAGUACAGGUUUUGUUUGGAAUUGAAUGGCUGAAAAGUACAAAACAUCAGAAAAGGAUUACGAAGAACAUCCUAAAAAAUCUACAAGAACGUUUAAAGCUGACCUUCAGUUUAGUUGAGAAGGAGUUUUUGGCAAAAUAGCGAAUGAAUCUUCCGGAAUUUGACCUUAUACAAUUAAGGAAGCUAGCUGAUAUUCUCGCAGCAUCAUUACACACUUCUUUCAGAACUAACAAAUAAUAUUUCAAUUCUUCAGCUCAGAUUGGAAUAUAUGAUGGCUUCAGAUUAAGGUCCAUGUGUUUGUGCUGUUUGGGGUUGGUUUGCAUAACAAUCCUAACAUCAUUAAACCUGCUAGCGGUGUAAUCUACGGGUGAACUGCUGAUCUGAACAUGGUAGAUAUUACUUCUUUUCUUUCAAUUUCAAGGGCGAUAGAACCACAGCUUUAAUGAUGCUUAAAAUUGUUCAGCUAUAAAGAUGCUUAUUUGCUACCAAAAAUUGUUCAAACCAGAUUACUGAUUGGAGAUAUUACUAACUGUUCUGUUGUAAAUGACUAGUUGGAUUCUGGCGGACGAUAUUCAGAUUGCAUCAGCAGUUGCUAGCAAUCCAAAUUUUGCGUUUGUUGUAUAUUGUCACUUUUAGAUGAUAAAUUGACAUCUUGUUA